This is a messenger RNA of Nymphalis io (European peacock), 707 nucleotides long. RefSeq lists its product as uncharacterized. The coding region runs from base 42 to 707 and encodes 221 amino acids. The record is from RefSeq and is a predicted model, not a curated record. NCBI's taxonomy places the organism in Eukaryota, Metazoa, Arthropoda, Insecta, Lepidoptera, Nymphalidae. Gene Ontology annotation, cellular component: nucleosome. Gene Ontology annotation, molecular function: protein heterodimerization activity; DNA binding; structural constituent of chromatin. The transcript is spliced from 2 exons.
CAGGAUGGUGAUAUUGGUCCUUUACUGCUCGUUUCUAUGGUAUGCACGGGCACCACGACAUUCAGUUUCCAGUCGAACGUAUACACAGACUGCUGAGGAAGGGUAACUACGCGGAGCGCGUCGGUGUCGGUGCACCCGUAUACCUGGCGGCCGUCAUGGAAUACCUCGCCGCUGAAGUUCUCGAGUUGGCCUGCAACGCUGCCCGCGACAACAAAAAGACUAGGAUUAUACCGAGACAUCUUCAGUUCCGUAACGACGUGGAGCUGAACAAGUUACUUUCGGGCGUGACGAUCGCACAAGACGGCGUCCUCUCUAACAUCCAAGCCGUUCUGCUGCCCAAGAAAACCGAGAAGAAGGGUUCUAAGCAGACAGCCCGAAAAUCUACCGGUGGUAAGACGCCGCACAAGCAGCUCGCCAUCAAGCUCGCUCGCAAGAGUGCUCCCGCCACGGGAGGAGUCAAGAAGCUUCAUCGUUAUAGACCCGGUAACGUAGUUCAUCGUGAAAUCCGUCGUUACCAGAAGAGCACGGAGCUUCUGAUUCGCAAGCUGCCAUUCCAGCGUCUGGUCCGUGAGAUCGCUCAAGACUUCAAAACCGAUCUCCGACUCCAGAGUUCGGCAGUUAUGGCGCUCCAAGAAGCUAGCGAAGCUUACCUCAUCGGUCUCUUCGAAGACACGAACUAUAUGAGAUAUAAGCAGACCCUAUGCUGA